UUUCUUUUGUUCAGAACUCUAGAAAUACAAGGUGUUCAGGUCUUGAACACUUUCGCUAGGCUGUACUCUCUUAUACCAAUUCUCAUUCAUCAUCCAUCACAACGAAUGAAGCGAAGCCAGUAUUCACCUUCGCUGACAACAAUACUGGCUGUCAUGGACACGCUCAACAAGACGCCAGAGCAGGAUUCACAAUUUCGAUACUUCCCAAUGCUCGCUGCUGAGCUCAGAAAUCAGAUAUGGGAGCUGAGUCUACCCGUCACAACCAACCCCGGAUUAUCACCCUACAAGCCUGGAUGUUGGAUUGCCUCUGGCACAGCUGUGCCUGGCCUGGCGAUCGAAUUCGCUCAUGAUAGACUACGCCCUAUUCUCUUUCAAUUGCCAAUGGCUCAUGUCAAUCACGAGGCUCGUAGUAUUGCUUUGACCUUUGCCCGGCAGCAAGGCCUCAAGCUGUACAGACACGGUGAACGCGGCCCCAUUUAUACAAGACACUUCGAUCCAAAGAAGGAUGCCAUGUUCAUAGGAGAGGAUCAACUCGUUACCGUCCUAGUAGAUUUCGAUAACCGCCUUUCGGAGCCUGACCUAAUCCGUCGCACAGUGGAGACAGUCUCAUUCGUCGAGAAAAUUGCUAUCCCCAAGUCAUGUAUCCAGAGCAUGCUGCCAAAAAUGCCAGCUGUGAUGGAGCUAUUCUAUUAUACACGUACUUUGCUUACAGUUGUGGGAUCGACGCCCCCGGAUCACGCAAACCUGACACAGUGGGAGUUCUUCGGUGUGCCGGGUGCCAUUUGUAGAUGGUCUCAUACUUGGAGGCGCUUCGAGUGGAGCAGUGAUGAUGGUCGAUUGGAUUGUGUGAUUUCCCGGUGGGAGAUCCCCGUAGGCGCUUUGGAAGAGUUCUCUAGUAACAAUACUGGUGUGUUGGAGAUACGCCCGGUUAGGGCUGUCAGAAACACAGUGUAA
Periconia digitata is the source of this 954-nucleotide messenger RNA. The record is from the annotation of a GenBank genome assembly. Lineage: Eukaryota; Fungi; Ascomycota; Dothideomycetes; Pleosporales; Periconiaceae.